This is a messenger RNA of Caenorhabditis briggsae, 786 nucleotides long. It is a transcript of the gene Cbr-ubc-8, whose product is annotated as Protein CBR-UBC-8. The coding region runs from base 1 to 786 and encodes 261 amino acids. The record is from RefSeq and is a predicted model, not a curated record. Gene Ontology annotation, cellular component: nucleus. Gene Ontology annotation, biological process: ubiquitin-dependent protein catabolic process; protein polyubiquitination. NCBI's taxonomy places the organism in Eukaryota, Metazoa, Nematoda, Chromadorea, Rhabditida, Rhabditidae. Gene Ontology annotation, molecular function: ubiquitin conjugating enzyme activity. The transcript is spliced from 5 exons.
AUGUUCCGCCCGAUUCCACCGGAUAUCCGCCGUUCCAUCGAGGAGGCACGUCGUCGUGAAGCAGAAGCCGGACCAGAUUACGUUGAUGAAAAUCCGAAUGAGGGAUUAUACCCGGCAAGGGGUCCCAAGAAGCCAGUUCUCAAAAAGCGGCGAGUCGAGACGGAUGUUCUUCAAUUAAUCGCCAAAAACCACGAUGUGGAGAUGGUCAACAAUCUCACCGAGUUCAUCGUCAAAUUUCAUGGACCGCCAGAUUCCGAAUACGAAGACGGCGUCUGGAAGAUUCGUGUGGAGCUACCCGAAAAAUAUCCAUUCAAAUCUCCAUCCAUUGGAUUUUUGAACAAAAUUUUUCAUCCAAAUAUUGAUGAGGCGUCGGGCACAGUAUGCCUAGACGUUAUCAAUCAGGCGUGGACCGCUUUGUAUGAUCUCUCCAAUGUGUUCGAGACAUUCCUCCCGCAAUUGCUACAGUACCCCAAUGCACAUGAUCCUUUAAAUGGGGAAGCAGCGAGGAUGUAUAUGCACAAACCCGAGGAGUAUAAACGGACAGUCCGAGAAUACGUCGCUCGAUACGCCACCGAAAAGACGCCAGCAGACGCGCCAGCCACCAAAAAAGCGCAAGAGCCGGAAACUUUGGCCACGUGGCACGACUCGACGAGUCCCGACGACGAUGAUAACAUAUCAUUGAGCAGUCUCUCAGAAAUCGAUCCAGAUGACGUAGCGAGUUUCGAGGAGUUCGAGAAGGAGUACGAUGCGAGAAUGGCCGCCGAGAGGAUGAAUCAAAAAUCAUAG